AGUGGCAAUAACAUGCGAUGCAUGGACAUCAAUUACAACAGAAUCGUAUGUCACUAUUACGGCACACUACAUUACAGAUGAGUGGAAGCUUGCAGCUUGUGUUCUGCAAACGCGUGCUAUGAGCGAAAGUCACACAGGGGCGAAUAUUGCUGAACUACUGCACAAUGUUUCAGACGAAUGGAAAAUUCGGAACAAAGACUUGGUUUUGGUGAGUGACAAUGCCUCUAACAUGGCUGUUGCAGCACAGCUCGGCAAGUUUUCACAUGUUAGAUGUUAUGCGCACACACUGAAUUUGGCUUCCCAACGAGCGCUGAAGUUGCCGUCUGUGUCAAGGUUGUUAGGGAGAGUGAGGCGGAUCGCGACUUUUUUCCACCGCAGCGCAAUUGCAAACCAUCAGUUGAAGGAGAAGCAAAAACAACUAAAUCUUCCGUCUCACAAACUGAAAUCAGACGUCAUCACUAGAUGGAACAGCGCAUACGAGAUGCUUGAAAGAUUUCUUGAACAACAGCCGGCUGUCUGUGCUGCGUUACUAUCACAGGAGGUGAGAAAAGGAGCGGCUGAAAUCUUCACUCUCACGGAAUCCGAUAUUUCAUGCAGUGAGGAUGUGAUAACUGCUCUUAAGCCUAUGAAAGAUGCCACACUUCUGAUGUCAGAGGAGAGCAGCCCCACUGCGUGUUUAAUUGCCCCAUUGCAUGCUAAACUGAUCCAGGACAUGAAAGAAAACACUGAGGAAAAAUCAGUGAUGAUCAGGGAGAUAAAGAGGGUCAUAUGUGAGGACCUCAGCAAAAGGUACACCACUGACCAGGAGACUAGCCUUCUUAACAAAUGUGCUUCUCUCGACCCACGCUUUAAGGCACUGCCUUUUCUUUCCAAAGAAAAGAGAGAGGAAACUUACAAAACACUGAUCACUGAAGCUUCAUCAUUACAAGAGCAGGAAGUGCCUGACAAUCUAGAAGACAGCACUGUGAAAGAAGCCAACAUCUCAGUGAGCCCACAGCCUGAAGUCACAGAGUUGCAGGAUGACUGUCCUACUACUUCAAAAGGAAGAGCUUCAUCUCUGCUUCACAAUCUGCUGGGGCAGACCUUCUCUGAUGCUUCAGAUACACCAUAUCAUCAGUCACCCUCUGCCUUGGUUGAAGAGGAGAUGACCAGGUAUUGCAGUACCCCACCACUCCCUCUAACAGAGGACCCCCUCAACUGGUGGCAUGUCAACAAGGUGUCAUUUCCUGUGCUCUCCAAAAUGGCAAAGAGAUAUUUAUGCAUUCCAGCAACCAGUGUGUCUGCAGAGAGAGGGUCUUCUCCACUGCAGGUGAUAUUGUGACAGCACAGCGAAGCACACUUACUUCUGAACAUGUGGACCAACUGCUGUUCCUACACAAAAACUUAGUAUUAUAGUAUUAUAUAAGAUAAACUAUGGUAGGCCAGCCUAGAUGUUGAAUAUUUAAGUUUGUAUUUAAUUUGUUCCCUGACAUUUUUCUUCUGCAUUAGCCUGUUUUAAAGAUUUUUUUUUUGUGUGGCUCUAGACAUUUUUUGUUAAAAUGUUCAAAAUAAACUGAAAAAUUGUCACACUUUUGUUUUGUCACACAAAUUGAGUGUGUUUGAGUGUGCAAAUUGAUUACACAGUGUGCGUAUUGAUCACACAAAUUUUUUUUGUCACAUAAAUUGUCAUACAAAUUGAGAACUGUUUAUUCUUAAUGAUUGUUCAUUGCAAUUGUAUGGCUUACCAUUCAUUCAGAGUUUGUUAAUCCUGAAAAUAACUUUGUUAAUAAAUUAAAAGUAUUGAAAAAGAAAUAUUCAUAAUCAUUUUUAAUUU
Messenger RNA from Megalobrama amblycephala (Wuchang bream), 1813 nucleotides. Its product is annotated as E3 SUMO-protein ligase ZBED1-like. The transcript is spliced from 2 exons. Lineage: Eukaryota; Metazoa; Chordata; Actinopteri; Cypriniformes; Xenocyprididae. The coding region runs from base 119 to 1321 and encodes 400 amino acids. The record is from RefSeq and is a predicted model, not a curated record. Gene Ontology annotation, molecular function: protein dimerization activity.